AUGUCAGAAAAUAGUUCCUCAUCGCAGUUGAAGUGCCAUUGUGGUUUGAUAGCUAGCCAUUUAACUUCAAAAACUCCUUCAAACCCUGGAAGGAAGUUCUUUAAGUGUCCUAAGCCUAAGAUUAAUUCUUGUGGUUAUUGGAAAUGGGAAGAUGAAGUAUUUUCGGAUACUCCAUUGACUGAAGUCAGAGGGUUAGUGGCUGCUUUGGAUGCUCUUAAGGUUGAAAUAGACAAUUUGAGGAAAGAAGUAGCCAAAUUGGAGGCUAUAAGUCAUUCUCAAGUGAUUAAAGUGUCAACUUUGGAAGACAAAGUAACAAAGAUGUGGAUGGUAAUUAUAGUUUCAUUGGCACUUUUCGUGGGUUUCAUUACAGCUCCAAUGAUGAAGUGA
Lycium barbarum (goji berry) is the source of this 387-nucleotide messenger RNA. RefSeq lists its product as uncharacterized. The transcript has 2 exons. The record is from RefSeq and is a predicted model, not a curated record. Bases 1 to 387 code for a protein of 128 amino acids. Gene Ontology annotation, molecular function: zinc ion binding. Lineage: Eukaryota; Viridiplantae; Streptophyta; Magnoliopsida; Solanales; Solanaceae.